Molecule: messenger RNA, 1524 nt
Organism: Helianthus annuus (common sunflower)
Lineage: Eukaryota; Viridiplantae; Streptophyta; Magnoliopsida; Asterales; Asteraceae
Product: replication protein A 70 kDa DNA-binding subunit E-like
Exons: 11
Coding region: 1-1524 (507 amino acids)
Source: RefSeq, a predicted model, not a curated record
AUGGAGAAUUGUCUUCAAAUGGAGGUUGCAAAGGUUAGCAUGCUUAACGAUCUUAAUAUAUUCUCAAAUAACUAUUCGAUCAGAGUGAAGAUUGUUAGCAUGUCGAGGAAGAUGAUGAAUCAAAACAAAAAUGAAACAUAUCGCCUUGAUAUGAUCUUCAUGGAUGAGAUGGGAACUACGAUACAAGCCAGCUGUCUACAUAAGGUGCUAGAAAGAUUCAAGGACUUCCUUCAGCUGGAUCAAUGUCUUCUUAUCACCAAACCGUCUCUUGCUGCUAAUAAGUCCUCUGCUAAGUAUACCAACAGAAAUGACAAAAUAUCUCUGUAUUUCUAUACUUAUGUUGAGAAAUGCCUUGACUGGUCUGGACCGAAAUACCGUUUUAAUUUCGUUAACCUCAAGGAUGUUGUUCAAAAUAAAAUUGAAGUUAAUACAGUUAUUGAUUGGAUUGGUUAUGUGGAAGUAUGUUUCAAUCUAGAGGAUACAACAAAGAAGGAUGGGAGCAAGGGCAAGAUACUUAAUCUUAGAGUUGAAGACCUUGAAGGUCAAAAGUGUCUGGUUACUUUGUGGGAUGCUUUUGCUAUUGACAUGUUUGCUUACAUGAAUGAUAAGAAACGAGAGAAACAUGUUGUUAUCCUUUGUCAUUUUGGUAUGGUCAACCUUUACAAAGGCAAGCGUGGAGUUGCAAACGGGUUUGAGUUUAGCAGAUUUUUUAUUGACACUGACAUUGAAGAGAUAUCCUCUUUUAGGAAGAGAUAUAAGAAAAUUUCUGUUUCAUCUUCAUCAAAUGAGCAUGUUGGUUCUUAUGUUAUCUCAAGUAUUGAAGAUGAGUUCCUUAAUAACCCUGAUUUCAUGCUUAUUGGUUUCCUUGGAACCAUAUUAACGACAAAGAAGGUUUUGGUUCUCGGCACAAUCACAGCCAUAUGCACUGAUAAACUUUGGUAUUACAAUGGUUGUAACCACUGUAAGUCCAGUGUGGAGGAAAGAUUUGUAACGAAAGAGAAUGUGGAUGGUUCAUUUGAUGUUGAUCAUACAAAAGCUUUGGUUAUUAAUUCUGGAGAGAUACCGAACCCAUAUCCUGAGAUUUUUGACACAUUGAUUGGAAAGAAGUAUGCGUUCAUCAUAAAUGUUAAAGACUAUAACAUUGAGCAACAGGUUGAAAACUAUGGUAUUGUAAUGGCCACUAACGAUGAUGAGAUCCUUGCCACGCUCUACGCCAAAUUCAAUCUUAACCAGCAUGAGCAGUCCGAAUCGUUGGAUGUUCCAGAUUCCUGCAGUUUGUCUACUCUUGUUGAUCUUAUGAAGGCUGAAAUGUCAUGCAACGGUGACAAUGUUACACCUGCAUCCAAAGCACUCGUAGGCAAUAAGAAUCCCUCUUCUGACGAAACAAAACGUAAUAUUCGUGAAGUGUGCGACGUAGAUGAGGCAUUAGGUUGUUCCUCGACAAAGCGCCGCAUGAGUGAUGAACUGUAUCAGGAUGAAGAUGCUGGUGUUUCGAAGCUUUUGAUUCCGAAGAUUGAGAAAUAG